AUGGCUGACAGCCUGACACCCCCUCUCACCCCACCGGUGAUUCCACAAAGACUUUUAACCAGACGGCAUCGGGAACUGCCGUCAACUGAAAAAUCCUAUCGUUGUCCCUCUAACUCAGCUGUGCGGAUGGUUGUCGGCCACGUGUCUCGGGACCACAGUGCCUUGCACUACUCUUUAAUCUAUAAUCUCUUGCUUGUUACCACCAAUUAUUAUGACUUGCAAACCCAGAAGAAAACGGUGGACACAAGUGACCGCACAAGUGAACUAAAAGCAUUUGAUGAUACAAAAGCCGGUGUGAAAGGACUACUCGAUGCAGGAGUCAAAACAAUCCCUCGCAUUUUCCACUCCAGAUCACAACCAAAUGUUGAUCAGAGGGAGGGAGGUGAUGAUGAUGCCCGGUUCAGUAUUCCAACCAUCGAUCUUCAAGGCGGCAAAAUCCAAGCAGACUCAGCUUUACGAGCUGAGGUCAUGGAGAAAGUUCGGCAUGCGUGUGAGAAAUGGGGUUUCUUUCAAGUAGUGAAUCAUGGAAUUCCUGUAAAUGUUUUGGAUGAGGUGAUUCGAGGGAUACGCGAGUUCCAUGAGCAGGAUAGUGAGCUAAAGAAAGAGUUCUAUACAAGGACUCCCGGGAAGAAAGUGUAUUAUCAUUCUAACUAUGAUUUGUACCAAGCUUCAUCAACUGACUGGAGAGACACACUUGGCUGUUUCAUGGCUCCUAAUCCACCCAAACCAGAAGAAUUACCGUCAGUAUGCAGAGAUAUAGUGAUCGAGUACUCAAAGCAUGUGAUGGAGGUGGGAUUAACAUUGUUCGAGAUACUAUCUGAGUCUCUUGGGCUUAAUCCGAACCAUCUCAAAGACAUGAACUGCGCCGAGGGGCUUCUUCUUCUGGGUCACUGCUAUCCAGCAUGCCCUGAACCAGACUUGACUUUCGGCGCCAGCAAGCACACUGAUGGUACUUUCAUCACCAUUCUCUUGCAAGACCAAGUAGGCGGUCUCCAAGCUUUGUAUGAGAAUCAAUGGGUUAAUGUUCCCCCCAUGUAUGGGGCUCUAGUUGUCAAUGUUGGAGACCUUCUUCAGCUCAUAACAAAUGACAAGUUUAUUAGCUUGGCUCACAGAGUUAGAGCGAAGAAUGUAGGGCCAAGAACAUCUGUGGCAAGCUUUUUCAGAUCUGAGCGGAACACAAAAGUUUUCGGACCAAUUAAGGAGUUGUUAUCAGAAGAGAACCCCCAAAUCUACCAAGAAGUUGAUAUUAAAGAUUAUGUCAGGUACUACUACUCAGAAGGGAAGGAGAACUCCCCAUUACUACAUUUCAAGCUGUGA
Messenger RNA from Fragaria vesca subsp. vesca, 1317 nucleotides. Its product is annotated as 1-aminocyclopropane-1-carboxylate oxidase homolog 1-like. The transcript is spliced from 4 exons. NCBI's taxonomy places the organism in Eukaryota, Viridiplantae, Streptophyta, Magnoliopsida, Rosales, Rosaceae. The record is from RefSeq and is a predicted model, not a curated record. The coding region runs from base 1 to 1317 and encodes 438 amino acids.